Molecule: messenger RNA, 891 nt
Organism: Castor canadensis (American beaver)
Lineage: Eukaryota; Metazoa; Chordata; Mammalia; Rodentia; Castoridae
Product: large ribosomal subunit protein eL42-like
Biological process (GO): translation
Cellular component (GO): ribosome
Molecular function (GO): structural constituent of ribosome
Source: RefSeq, a predicted model, not a curated record
AUUAACCAAGGAGGUGAAAGACUUGUAUAAUGAAAACUACAAAAAAACAUUUUAGAAAGAUACAAAUAAAUGGAAAAAUAUCCCAAACUCAUGUACAGGAAGACCUACCAAAGAAAACUACGAAUUUAUGCAACCCCCAUUGAAAUCAUUUAUUUUUUUUAACUGAGAAAAGCACGCAUUCCAAAUUCAUGUGGAAUAUGAAAAGGCCCCAAAUAAUACAAACAAAUCUAGGAGAAAAAAAAGGAACAAAGAUGGAGGACUCAGACUUCUUGAUUUCAAAACUUACUACAAAGCUACAGUUAUUAAAACAGUGUGGCAGUAGAAUAAAGUACAUAUACAUAAAUGGAGGAGCCCAGAAAUAUGCCCUGCAAAAAUAUUUACUUGAGUGAUUUUCUGUAACAGUGCCAAAAAUGCGGAGGAAGGGCAGUGUUUUCAACAAAUGGUGGUGGGAAGACUGCGUAUUUACUUGCAAAAGAAUGCAGCAGUUUUAGCCCUCCUGUAAUCAUGGUUAAUGCUCCUAAAACCCAUCGAACUUUCUGUAAAAAGUGCGGCAAGCACCAACCUCACCAAGCGAUCCAGUACCAGAAGGGCAAGGAUUCUCUGCAUACCCAGGGAAAAUGUCUUUUUGACAGGAAGCAUAGUGGCUAUGGUGGGCAGACUAAACUGAUUUUCCAGAAAAAAGCUAAAAAUAAAAAGAAAAUUUUGCUAAAGCUUGAGUGUGCUGAGCUUAACUGCAGAUCUAAGAGAAUGCUGGCUAUCAAAAGAUGCAGGCAUUUUAAACUGGGAGGGGAUAAAAAGAGAAAGGGGCAAGUGAUCCAGUUCUAAGCAACAUCUUUUUUUUCUUAUGAAGAAAAUAAAAUCAUGAGGUCAAUUUAAAAAAAAAAAAUUCAG